AGCGGAACCUUGUUGCUUCAGACCUCCGAAUCCAGGGGAAUGAUAUCUGCUGGAUCGCGGUACCGGUAAAGAGAUGAUCUCCCUCCGAGGCUAAAAUGGCCUGGAUGCAAAGGCUGCGGAAGAACAAAUCGCUGCAAUAUGGGCUCCCGAUGAUGGUGUUAAUAGUUGGUGGGUCAUUUGGGCUCCGUGAAUUUGCACAGGUUCGAUAUGAUAUUCAAAAGAUUCGUGGCAAGAUGGAUCCAGAAUUGGAAAAAAAGCUCAAAAAGAGUAAGGUAACACUGGAAGAAGAAUAUGAGAAAGUAAAAAAUACCUCAUUUGAUGACUGGAAGAACAUCAGAGGGCCCCGUCCGUGGGAAGAGACUGGGUCUGAUCAAGAGAAGCAGCAGUAGCAAUAAAUUUUGCCUAAAAGUCAACAACCUUACUAAUUAACUACUUACGCCCUUGAACUGUUUUCUUUCUCCUGUAAGACGCAUAAGAUGGGUGAAUUAAUAGAAUCAGCUAUUAAGAGUAUGUUUGGCAUAGCUAAGCAGAAGCCUUAUAAAUAAAUAUUUUGAACUUU
This is a messenger RNA of Ahaetulla prasina, 559 nucleotides long. RefSeq names its product cytochrome c oxidase assembly protein COX16 homolog, mitochondrial. Gene Ontology annotation, cellular component: mitochondrial inner membrane. The transcript is spliced from 4 exons. The record is from RefSeq and is a predicted model, not a curated record. The coding region runs from base 96 to 389 and encodes 97 amino acids. Gene Ontology annotation, biological process: mitochondrial respiratory chain complex IV assembly. Lineage: Eukaryota; Metazoa; Chordata; Lepidosauria; Squamata; Colubridae.